UGUGCACGACUCUUUAACUUUAGAUGCUCGGAUGGUUACAGGAGCGCUUCCAAGUGCGCAAAAAAAAAAAGUGCCUACUGCCAUUCAACCGACUGAUGCCCCCCUCUCUGUUUGAGUCGCAGUGAAUCAUGUCACGCCGGAAGCAGAAGCGACCCCAGCAUCUAGUUAACGCGGAUCCGGGGGGCCCACGGCUGCUAUCUCACGAUGAUCACCUGGGCAUGAAGUCACCAUCCACAUCUCUUGGCUCAGAAGUAACCUCAUCAGGGUCCUCCUCCUCAUCCCCCACCUCUCUCCAAGACUGCCAGCCGCCUCUGGCCCCUCGCCCAUCCCCUGGUGGGCUCCACGCGCCCUCCUUGCCCAGCGAGAGCUCGCCUCCUCCCCACUGGCCCAGCCACAUAGCCCCCUUCACCACCUCCCUCCCCAACACCCACUCUUCCCUUUCCCCAGACUUUCCGCACCCCUCGCUGUCAUCCCAGACUCACUCACCUCCUCCCUUGGGUCAAACCUCAGGUUCCCACAACCUGUCCCACCAAGGAAACUCUCACUCCACCAUGACCUCCCCAACGAUGGGCAGCUCAGCCACCACCACUACCUCGUCCUCCUCUUCCUCAUCCUCUUCUUCUCAGUAUGUGCUGCCUCGCCGCGACAGCUCCAGUCCAGGUCAUCACCAGGCCUCCAGCUCUCCUGGGCAGCAGGGACAGAUCCAGGUGUCGCCGACCUUGGCUAUACUGCUAGAAGAGUUGAGGGUUUUACAGCAGAGGCAAAUCCACCAGAUGCAGAUAACAGAGGAGAUCUGCAGGCACGUUCUAAGGCUGGGGGGUGCUGUCUUUGGCCAAGAUAAUAACACACAUGCCAGUAGUGCAGACAGCAACCAGAAGUCUAUAGGAGCAGCAUCUUCAUCACCAACACACCCCUCCACUGCCACGGCAGUAAGCACAGCCUCAUCGCUUUUGACUGGACUUCCAUCUUCCCUCUUCCCACAGCCCUCCAUCUCUAAAUCAGGUGCUUCACAUGUCAAUGGUAGCAGAGCUCCAUCCUCCUCUACCUCUUCCACAUCUAUUUCAUCCUCUAUGAGCUCCUCUGUUGCCUCCCUACACCCUCUGUCCUUGUCAUUGGGCCUACCACCACGCUACCUCCACGAGAAAUCCUCCAACACCUCCUCGUUUGGUCAUAGCAAUAGUCUCAGUUUCCCCACCCCUCCCCUUCCUACCGCCAGUCAUUCCCAGGAUCUCCAGCCCAGCUCCUCCCUGGGCUCAGCUUCCUCAGCAGGACGCCCUCAACAUGUGUGUCGUUUUUGUGGGAAGGUGUUAAGCAGCGAUUCCUCACUCCAGAUUCAUCUGAGGUCGCAUACAGGUGAAAGGCCCUACCAAUGUCCCGUCUGCUUGAGCCGUUUUACAACCAGAGGGAACCUCAAAGCCCAUUUCCUGCGACACAGAGAGCAGAACCCGGAGCUUUCCCUCUCUCUGCUGCCCCCAGCACUGACGGAGCAAGCACUGAGUGUUCCCAGUCCCAUCCAGAGAAGGAGAAAACGGCGGACUGAUGAUGACGAGCCAUUUAAUGCAGUGAAAGGAAGCAUUCCUGGGAUGACAGAGAACAUGGCUUUAGGAUUCCUGUCUGGUGCGUCCACUCGGCCAUCGCCUUCCUCUCUACCUCUGCCCCCGUCAGUGGACAUGGCAUUGCUGUCAACAGCCCAUUCACUGCUACAACUGAAUAGAGCCUCGGCUGCAGCGGCUGCCAGCGCAUCUGGCACAGGACUGCCUUCGUCCUCGUCCUCGUCCUCCGCCAUGGGCAGCCAGUUCAAAGGAGCAAAGCAGCAGCGAUUUGAUGAAAACACACCUCCUCACUCCGCCCUCCAUACUACCUCCCCAUACUCCCAACUGGCCCACCUCCCCAAGAUUCUCUUCCCUGAAGGUACCUCCCCUCACCACCUUGCACUUCUCCGGCCCCCAGGUCACCCAUCUGCCUCCCACCUCACUUCGCCUCAUCAGCUGCCCUUCCCAUUUCCACCUUUCCCCAAACCAUCAACCUCCUCCCCGUCUUCAUCUUCCCCCACCACCUCUACCCAGACCUCAGACACCUCUAAGUUGCAACGCCUAGUACAGAAGCUUGAAAAGCAGCCACAGCGAGGUGCCUCUUCUUCCUCCGCCUCCUUACUUGCUGAAUCACAUGGGGACACAUACGGCCAUGACCUGUCCACCACCUCCAGUGCCUAUCGCAGGGAAAUGUUGGCUGCUCUCGGCCUGAGCCCAAGUACCAAUGCUGCUGGACUAAUGACCAGCCAGGGAAUCUUAGGUUCUGGCACUACAACUACCAUGACUACCCACUCUCUGCCUACCGGCCAGGCUGCUAAUCAGUGUGGGGUUUGCCUGCGUGUCCUCAGCUGCCCCAGAGCUCUGCGCUUGCACCAGGCCACACAUCUGGGAGAGCGCCCCUUCCCUUGUAAGCUGUGCGGCCGUUCCUUCUCCACAAAGGGCAGCCUCAGAGCCCACAUGGCCACUCACCGUGCAAGACCGGCCAACUCCCGUGCCUUGAACUCCUGCCCGUUGUGCCCACGCAAGUUUACAAAUGCCUUGGUUCUUCAGCACCAUAUCCGCUUGCACCUGGGAGGGCAAAUACCACCUGACGAAGAUAUGCCUCCUGAAGAGGCAGCAGAAACAGAGAAUGCCGUUUUCAAUGAGCGUGUUAAUAACUCCCCAUCGAAGGCACCACAACUCCUUCCUCUGGCCUUAACAACAAGCUCCAAGUCUCCAAUUAAUGCUCUCAACUCAGGGUCUACUUCUAAGAAAUCCACAGCUGCUGAUGCCACUUCUGUGAAGAUGGAAGAGUCAGAGGGCUCCACACCCAGUGUUAGCCCACCCCUGACCCGUAAUCCCCCCUCAGUGGGAGCCGAGGACCCCCUGCGUCUGGGAGACAACACCCUAGCUGAUGGUAGCCCCAUGAACAGUGCCAUGUACUCGGAGGAGGAGACCCAUGCUGACCUGGUCAACACCAGUCCUUUCAAAGCACCCUUAGCUGUAGUGAAUGGAGACGCAGAGGCAGAUGACACCCCUUUAUCUCUAUGUGUUUCAAAGCCUGGAGUAGAAAAUGAUACGCUGCAUACAGGGGUUAAUAAUGAUGAAGCCUGCUCCACAGACAAACCCACCACAAGUCCUGAUUCCAACCCCGAACCCCCAGCUGCAAAUCCCUCACCUGCACUCACCCCACCUGCCAGCCCCAAAGCUAUCCCUGAAGCAGAAGAGGCCUGUGGCAGUGUAACGCAGGAGGCACAAGAGAGUGACGCUGCCCAAAGCAAAGGCAAGAGUGAGACUAUCGCACCCAAAGAGCCUUUGCCAGUGCUGGAUUCAGAGCCAGAGAAGGAUGCUCCAAUGGAGGAGGGUUACGGAGUGGAGGAAAAGCCUUCAGAGGACCCAGAGCCCUCAGUCCCAGUACUGAACACCCAGCCUUCUCGCCCCGACAAACCCUACAGCUGCACCCAGUGUGGAAAAGCGUAUGCCAGCAGGAGUGGACUGAAGGGCCAUAUGAAAACUCACCCUGGAGCUUUGACCAAUACCCCCUCCAAGGCUCAAACCAAUGACACUGACAUUGCGGAGGAUCGCUGCUCAGAUUCAGCCAAUAAGAACCCGGGACAGCAAGAAGAAAAUCAGGGAUCGGCUAAAUCCCCUGAGAAAGGGGACAGCACAGAUCCUCUACCGAUCGGGGUUGUUUCAAGUGUGGAGCCUAUGGACACUACUGUGUAGAGUUAGUAUUGUUAAGUGGCUGCAGUCAGUCUUUAAAAGGGUCCUGACAAGGGAAUGUAUUUUUUUUUUUUUUUUAUAUAGAAUGAGAUUUGUUUUCUUGAGUCAUUAAUUCUAAUUCAUGUUUACCUUUUGUAUUAGGCAGAUAGAUCCAGUUUUUAUUCUAGUAACAUUGCAAGAGAUUUGUGAAUGUAGUAUUUUAGCUUUGUUAUUUUUGUAUUUCAAAGACCACAGUGAGGCCUUAUCUUACACACUUCACAGAAUUGUCACAAUGAGAAUUAAUUGUUUGCGCUUUUGUCUGCUGACACCUAUUUCAGCACAUAUUGUAUAAGCUGAUUUGAAUAAGAGGGACGAUCCAGCAUUUUACAAGAUGAACUCCAAACCAAAACAGGCCAAAUUAGUAAUGGCCGAUGUUUGUAAAUAUGAGCUGCGGUUACAUGUUAUGCCUUUUUAUUGUUACUUUUUUUCUUUCCUUGUUUUGUUUUUUAAUGCCAUGCUGCUGAAAGCAUGUUUCUGAUGUGUUGAGUUGCACUGUGAGUUGCACUGUGUCGUGUGCUUCCGAAACAUCUUCUUAAACAAACACAUUAGCAAUGAUGAUAACCACGAUGGUAAUAAUAAUGGCGAUGAUUGUGUUAGAUUAUCAGUACUUUUGUGAGAAGUCCUUGUACUUAUAGCUGUAACAUUUGCUAGCAGCAAAUGACCUUAUCCAUACUGAUGAUUGUAAAUGUUUUUUCUUGUUGUCGACACUAUCUUCAGGGUCAAACCGACAACAAGGAUGAACCCUGUCCGUUGUAAUUCCCCAUCCUUUAUCUUUCCUUUUCCCCCUCUUCCCUCUGCUCUCCUCUCUCAAAGCACUUGAGAGUUUUCUGCUACUGCAGAAAUUGUCUGCACUCACUGCAUUCCUGCUUUGCCCAGUUUAGUAUUUGUAUGCCUUGUAAACCCUUUUUUUGUAGCAAUGACAACAUAUGUUCCCAUGCCUCCCAUGUGAUGUAUAAAAGAUAAAUAAAACAAAGGCAAUGUGAA
Cottoperca gobio is the source of this 4757-nucleotide messenger RNA. Its product is annotated as sal-like protein 4. The record is from RefSeq and is a predicted model, not a curated record. Gene Ontology annotation, molecular function: DNA-binding transcription factor activity, RNA polymerase II-specific; RNA polymerase II cis-regulatory region sequence-specific DNA binding. The transcript has 3 exons. Gene Ontology annotation, biological process: regulation of transcription by RNA polymerase II. Bases 129 to 3737 code for a protein of 1202 amino acids. Gene Ontology annotation, cellular component: nucleus. NCBI's taxonomy places the organism in Eukaryota, Metazoa, Chordata, Actinopteri, Perciformes, Bovichtidae.